AUGGCGGCCUCUCCUUCCAUGGGCCACCUGGAGUCCUUGCAGACUUUAGCUAAGUCGGUGAACAUCACAGUGUUGGAAGGACGCGAUCUGAAAGGCGUCAAAGGGGACACCCCGGUGACCUUCGUGCGGGUGGAGUACAACUCCCUCAUCCUCGGGGACUCUCCGAAAGUGGACGUCUCUUCGGACGGGAGCGUGACCUACAAUUUCUCCACCUCCUUCGACAUCCACCCUGAAGGGCCGCACGUGCUGGACGAUCUCGCCCACAAGCCCUUGCUACUCACUGUGAUCGAAGUCUUGCCGAAGGAGAAGAAGCAGAAGGAAGAGAAGACGGUGACCCUCGGCCAAGCCGUGUUGGACCUGCUUCCUUUACUGCAAGGAUCACAUGAUUUUAAAACAAUGCUUCCACUCUACCCUAUGCCUGGCUCUCCCCUGGAGUUCCUCCGACCAGAUGCCAAGUGUGUCAUCAGCGUGUUGGUGACCGUCCAGGAGAGUCUUCUCUCUCCGUACCAGCUGUUGGAAGGCAACCUUCUACGGGUCACGGUAGAAGGCGCUUACGCAGUCCCGGAAGUGUUUGUUCCCACUGGACCCCUGCAAAACUACAUGGCCGGCUUCCAAGUGCCGGCAGUGGGAGAGAAAGAAUGCGCCUUCGUCUUCAAGAACGGGACCCUGAAGAUUGGUGGUGAGCGAGAGCCCGUCCCCCGACCCAAGAAGUGGCCAGUCAGCAACAUCUUAGCGAUGGGGGCUCAAAACAUUCCCGACUGUUUCAUUGCCGGCUGCGAUUACGAGGAGGAAGAUGGGGAUCUGACCGCGCUGGAGGAUAGAGAGCUCAGGAUUCUGGGAGAAACUGUCAAGAAAAGGAUCAUGUGGGACUUGGAGAGGCGCUGUUACCUAGAUCCCCCAGCUGUGACCUGCUUUCGGAAACGGAUUGCAGAUUGCCGAUACUGGCCCGUGGAGAUAGCAAGAAUGCCCGCGGUCACGUCCACCAAAGGGAAAGCUGGCAAAGCGGAGAAGGUAAGAUAGGAAGAGUCAAUUUCUUUCCACGGGGUGGCUUACGUCAACAUGCUGCCCUUGCUGUACCCGGGGGUGACGAGCAUCCGGGGCGCGUUCCGGGUCGUGCCCUACUAUGAAAGCGAUGUGUAUGAUAGGACGAAGUGCUCUGCCAGCCUCUUCCGCGAAGGCCACCACUUGGCUGGCAACAGGUUUGGGGCAGCGGGACCGCAUGCCAAAGUUGUGGGGAAGAAUAUGAAGGACGAGAAACCGGGUCGGGAGAACGUUGUGAGAAAGCUGUCCACUAUUGUGAAAGUGCAAGGGUCCGAGAUCGCCGUCGAAGCCGCCAUGUCGUUGUGUCAGAACGUGGAAGGGCAGCAAUAUGCGGAUGCCGGGACAUUCCUGGUGCUGGAAUUUGCGCUGCACAAAGCCUUGGUGCCCAAGCGUUUGCCGGAGGAACUUGCUAAUCGGGUGCAGGAAAUGAUCCCCCCGCGCCCUCAGCUGCCUCGAAAGACUACAGGAGCGAAGAAGGCCGUGGAAGAUUACCACUCUCAGGUUAUCAGCAUCGCCGAGACCAUCCUGGAGGAGUACCACGAGCUCUUUGGGAGGCAGCAGGCUGAAAGCGUCACGGUCGACACCGAGAACCUGGAGGACCAAAAAUGCCAGCUCAACUACGAGCUCAACAGCUCGGGGAAAUAUUUCGCUUUCAAGGAGCAACUUAAGCACGCCGUGGUGAAGAUCGUGAGAGAGAAGUACUUGAAGACGACGGCCUUCGAGAACCUGGACCAGCUGCAGGCCUUCCUGAGCGAGCUGUACGUGUACCUGGUGGAUCAGAUGCACGUGGCCUUGAAUCAGGUCCUGACCCAGCAACGCCCCAGCCCGCCUCCUCCCACCUACAACACCUCUGAGCACCUCCGGCUGUUCGCUCGCGAAGCCCAGACCAAUGGGGACUACACCUUGGCCUUGACUUACUACCAGGAGAGACUGGCCCGUAACCGGCAGGAUAACCAGAGCUGGCUCGACUACGGAGCCUUCUGCCUGCUGAUGGAGGACAACCUCAAAGCUCAGGAGUGCUUCCGGGAGGCCGUGGCCCUGGAUCACAACCACCUGCCCAGUUUGCUGAUGUGCGGUAUCAUGGCGGUGAUGCUGGAAAAUUAUGAAGACGCGGAAGUCUUCUUUGAGGACGCCACCUGUCUGGACCCCAACAGCGUCCUGGCUUGGACGAUUUUAGGCCUGUUCUACGAUAUCCAGGAGAACGACAUCCGCGUGGAGAUGGCGUUCCGGAAAGCGACCAAACUCCUGAAGGCCCGGCUGGCCAAGGAGAAAUCGUUGACAGAGGGCAUUGAGGCCGGAGGCCGGCAGCUGCCCUCCACCUCCCCCUUCCCGCAAACGCAGUCCGUUGCCUUUUCCAAGGAAGAGCUGAUUUCCGAAGAUGCUCCGGAAGUCCCCUCGAGAUUCCGCUCGGACUCGGCAGAGCCGACCGUCACCAUCCGUCGGCCGGAAGAGGAAGGGGCCAUAGCCAAGGUCUCCAAGAGGCUUUCCGUGGCUCCCAGCAAACUCAGGGUGCCUUCUUUGAGAGAACCUGUCAAGAUGCCGGUGGUUGUCCCGGAUACGGAGAGUGGCCUGCCCUAUCCGGCCCCGGCCCCCGUCUCCAUCUUCAGGGAGACGAUCCGCUUCUUGAUGGAUGUCAAUGCCCUCCAGUUUGUCCACAGGGCGCUGGCGCAUGAGCUGGUCAGCCCACAAGGCGGCCCCAGCUGUGAGUAUUACCUGGCUCUGGCCCAGACCUACCUGCUGAAGAAGGACUACGACAAGGCCGAGGAAUGCCUCGAACAGGCGGUCCGGAUCAACUACUUGAAUCCAGAUGUUUGGGCCCAGAAAGGGCACCUCUGCUACCUGACCAAGAAGUUCGGCGAAGCCAAGGAAUGCUACGAGCGGACCGUCAGUUUCGUCGACGAUGCGUCCGACAUGCAUUUCGUGUACCUGCGGCUGGGAUCCAUCUAUCUGGAAAAUAAGGAGUGCGACAAGGCAAAGUAUAUCUUCCUGCUGGCAAGUAAGAAAUCCCCGUCCUGCCUGACCUGGCUUGGAGUGGGAAUCGCCUGCUACAGGCUCAAAGAGAUGGUGGAGGCCGAGGACGCCCUCUCUGAGGCCAACGCUUUGAACAACAACAACGCUGAAGUCUGGGCCUACCUGGCUCUCGUCUGCAUGGCGGGCGGAAGGCAGCUGGAGGCAGAGCAGUCCUACAAAUACGCCAUUAAGCUGAGCCUGGCCAACGAGGACCUUCUCCGGGAGCUCAAAGAGGUGCAGUUACAAGUGGGUUUCGGCGAUCCAUCUUUCUGA
This is a messenger RNA of Gekko japonicus, 3324 nucleotides long. RefSeq names its product cilia and flagella associated protein 70 (gene CFAP70). Gene Ontology annotation, biological process: cilium assembly; cilium movement. Lineage: Eukaryota; Metazoa; Chordata; Lepidosauria; Squamata; Gekkonidae. Gene Ontology annotation, molecular function: protein binding. Gene Ontology annotation, cellular component: extracellular exosome; motile cilium. The transcript is spliced from 27 exons. The record is from RefSeq and is a predicted model, not a curated record.